This is a messenger RNA of Anopheles moucheti, 1407 nucleotides long. RefSeq names its product plasma membrane ascorbate-dependent reductase CYBRD1. The record is from RefSeq and is a predicted model, not a curated record. Bases 213 to 962 code for a protein of 249 amino acids. The transcript is spliced from 5 exons. Lineage: Eukaryota; Metazoa; Arthropoda; Insecta; Diptera; Culicidae. Gene Ontology annotation, molecular function: oxidoreductase activity.
UCUCAGUUCAGCUUUGCCCGUCGGUACCGUUCCGCGCAUCGGUCUCGUGCGUUUUAUCGUGGAUAUUCAUUUUCUCAACCAUUUGCCGCGAAUAUCCAAGCCUUUCGUGGUGCGUGUGCGUAUUUGGGGCAGCAACAGGAAGGCAGGGAAACAAGGUUAUUCUCAUAGCAGUACCAUAACCCAGACGUAACGUGAACCCCUCCGGCUACAAAAUGGAUAAUAGUCCGCCGCCACCCUCAGCAUUGAACAACUUCCGAAUCUUGUACCUGGUGACGCAACUGGUCGGCAUCACGAUCAUCAUUCUGGUGAGCUGCUGGAUCGGCAUUCAUCUGAACGGGCUGGGCUGGUCCUCACGCCCAUCCAUACAGUUCAACUGGCAUCCACUGCUCAUGUCAGUUGGCAUGAUAUUCCUCUACGGCAACUCCAUCUUGAUCUACCGUGGAUUCCGGUACGCUCGUAAGAAGCCGCUUAAGAUUACGCACGCUACAAUUCACGGUGCUGCGUUCAUCUUCACCGUGGUGGCGUUGGUGGCCGUGUUCGAUUCGCACAACCUCGCCAAACCUCCGAUCCCGAACAUGUACACGCUACACUCGUGGGUUGGAUUGUCCGCCGUGAUACUGUUCUCGCUACAGUACGUCUUCGGGUUCGCGGCCUAUCUGUUCCCGGGUGUACGUGAACAGCUGCGGGCAUCAUACAUGCCGGUGCAUGUAUUUUUCGGAGUAGCUGGAUUUGUAAUGGCCAUCGCUGCCGCACUGUUGGGUCUACUAGAAAAAGCCAUCUUCUCGGUCCAGAACUAUUCCGCACUACCACCCCAGGCUGUUCUGAUCAACACGAUCGGGUUGCUCUACAUCGUUUACGGUGGGUUGGUCGUAUUUCUCGUGACCGAACGGCAGUACAAACGACAUCCCCUGCCCGAAGAUGUCAUGCUACUGACGCACAGUGCUAGCGUCGGAUCAUCGUAAACAGUGUCCGCUGUGUUUAUGGUCCCUAGUGGAAAGAUCUCAAACACUUUGCCGUAGCUCUAGACCCGUACAUUCCCAACGGAGGCAGACAUUGAAUCCUACAGCAUUCCAACAGCAUAGUAUUGACCCAUCGAAGGUGCAUUUGAAGAGUCUUGUAGAAUGCGACUCUCUAGUGCUUCUACUCUAUCCGAGUGUGUAUUAUUAGUCCAUACCAUUGACGGCGAGGUGUCUAACAUUGAAAAGUUUCUGUGUAUAUAUAUAUAUAUUUAGCGAAUGGUACCUCAGCUAACAAGCGAAAGGAUCACCCUUUAACACUGGGGAAAAGUAUUUCUAGGGAUUUACGCUCAAAUUUGUAACUCUUCUCCCAAAACAGUACUUUCGCUGUGUUUCUGCUGCUUUACAUAAUGUACAACUACAUACAUACAUAUAUUUAAUAAACCUUAUC